GCUCUGAAGAAUUUAGAUAUGAUUUUGUUGAUACUUGCUACCCUGAUACUCUACACAGCCUUUUAUCAUCUUUACUGGAAACGACGUAAUUUACCGCCAGGUCCCACUCCUUUGCCUAUUGCUGGAAAUCUCCUCUCUCUGUAUUUCUAUGAACCAGGCUAUGAAGCCUUCCGUAUUUGGACCAAGAAAUACGGGCCAUGUUUUACGUUCUGGAUGGUCAAUAGACCAGCGAUCGUUGUAACAGACUAUGAGCUUCUCAAAGAGACUGUAGUAAAAGAUGGUGCUGCUUAUACUGGAAGAAUGGAAAAUCCUUUUUCACGCUUGGUAAGAGGUGGUGAUUACGGUAUCAUAGAGGUAACAGGUGCAUUAUGGCAGCAGCAGCGAAGAUUUGUUCUACAUGUGUUGCGAGAUUUCGGUAUGGGAAAGAAUCUCAUGGAAGAGAGAAUCCUUGCCGAAGUGACAGAAUUACUGAGAAAAUGUGACAAAUUUGUUGAAAAAGAACUGGAUCUACGAGAUUUCAUUGACACUGCCGUUGGUUCGGUCAUCAAUAGCCUAUUGUUCGGAUUUCGCUUUGAUGAAAGCAACACUGACAUUUUCUUGCAUCGCAAAGCUGUAGUCAAACAGAUGAUGGAAAUAUCCGGUAGACCAGCAUUUAUAUUGUGGAUGUUUUACCCAUGGUUAAGCUAUCUCCCAUGGUAUUGGAAAUACGACCGAGAGACUAAGGAGAAGAAAACAAACUUAUAUGAUCUCUUCGAUUCUCAAAUUGAGGCUCAUAAAGCAAAAAUUGAUUUUGACUCUGAGGGAAGCACUGACUAUGUGGAAGCCUUUUUGAAAGAGCAAAAAAAGCACGAAGAUGAACCCGAAUUUGGAGGAUUUUCGAAUGAUCAACUUCGCAACAUGUGUUUCGAUUUAUGGAUGGGUGGAAUGGAAACGACAGCGAACACUUUGUAUUGGGGAGUUUGCUACUUGCUACAGGAUCCCGAAGUGCAGAAGAGAAUCCAUGAAGAGAUGGAUAAGGAAAUCGGAUCGGAUAGGCUGGUUACCAUCUCAGACAAAAAUCAACUGCACUACAUGAAUGCUGUGAUCAGCGAAGUUCAACGUCUUACCAACCUCCUUCCAAUGAAUGUCUUCCGCGAAACAACAACUGAAGUAACGAUUCAAGGCUACCGUAUACCACCAAAAACUCUGUUUUUACCCCAAAUCUCUACCGUUAUGUACAACGAAAAAUUCUUCCCCGAUCCUUACAAAUUUGAUCCAAGCAGACAUUUGAACAGCGAUGGAACUUAUGUAAAAAUUGAGCAAGUGGUACCAUUUUCCAUGGGUAAACGUCAGUGUGCUGGAGAAGGUCUAGCAAGGAUGGAGCUAUUCUUGUUCUUUGCUAAUUUAUUCAACAAAUAUGAGAUCUCCCCUUACCAAGGCAAAAUACCGUCCACUAAGAAAAGUUUCGGAGGUAGCGUUCGAGCAAAGGAUUUCUCCGUAACACUGCACAACCGACAUGCAAAAUCAUUUUAGAACAAACUGUUCAUGUUUUCCAUGUAUUUUUAUCAUAAUUAUAUAUACAUUCAUAGUUGAAAAUUAUUUACAACAGAUCGUGUGAUAAAGUAGC
Molecule: messenger RNA, 1606 nt
Organism: Cylicocyclus nassatus
Lineage: Eukaryota; Metazoa; Nematoda; Chromadorea; Rhabditida; Strongylidae
Source: the annotation of a GenBank genome assembly